AUGUUGGGUCAGAAACAAUCAGAGGAAGCAAUAGUUAGCAGUAGUUUCAAUGAGACAGAUCAACAAGAAUCAGUACUUGGAAAGGAAGAAGAGCAAGAACAGGAUCAUUCAUUCAGUGUCAAGAAUUUUCUCUGGCAUGGUGGUUCUGUUUGGGAUGCAUGGUUCAGUUGUGCUUCAAAUCAAGUGGCUCAAGUGUUGUUGACACUGCCAUAUUCAUUCUCUCAACUUGGCAUGCUAUCUGGGAUCUUGCUUCAAGUAUUCUAUGGAAUUCUUGGAAGCUGGACUGCUUAUCUUAUCAGUGUUCUCUAUGUUGAGUACCGAACCAGAAAAGAAAAGGAAAAUGUUAAUUUCAAGAACCAUGUUAUUCAGUGGUUUGAAGUGCUUGAUGGACUACUGGGUCCAUUUUGGAAAGCAUUGGGUCUAGCUUUCAACUGUACUUUCCUUCUCUUUGGAUCUGUGAUUCAGCUUAUAGCUUGUGCAAGCAACAUCUAUUAUAUAAAUGACAACUUGGACAAAAGAACUUGGACUUAUAUAUUCGGAGCAUGUUGUGCUACAACUGUGUUCAUUCCAUCGUUUCAUAAUUACCGUAUUUGGUCCUUUCUUGGACUUGGAAUGACCACUUACACCGCUUGGUAUCUUACUAUAGCAGCUAUUGUUCAUGGACAGGCAGAAAAUGUGACACAUACUGGUCCAAAAAAGUUAGUGCUGUAUUUUACUGGAGCAACCAAUAUACUAUACACAUUUGGUGGACAUGCUGUUACAGUAGAAAUUAUGCACGCCAUGUGGAAGCCACAAAAAUUCAAAUACAUAUAUUUGCUGGCGACUUUAUAUGUUUUCACAUUAACGAUUCCUUCUGCUUCUGCGGUUUAUUGGGCAUUUGGUGAUGAACUUCUUAAUCAUUCCAAUGCUUUCUCUCUUCUUCCCAAAAAUGGAUUUCGUGAUGCUGCUGUUAUUCUCAUGCUCAUUCACCAGUUCAUCACAUUUGGUUUUGCUUGUACUCCAUUGUACUUUGUAUGGGAGAAAGUAAUUGGAAUGCAUGACACAAGAAGCAUUUGUUUAAGGGCACUAGCAAGGUUACCAGUGGUGAUACCUAUUUGGUUUUUGGCCAUUAUUUUUCCUUUCUUUGGACCCAUUAACUCUGCUGUUGGAGCUCUUCUUGUUAGCUUCACUGUCUACAUCAUUCCUUCAGCUGCUCAUAUGCUCACUUAUCGAAAAGCCUCCGCGAGACAGAAUGCCGCCGAAAAACCUCCAUUUUUCAUGCCGAGUUGGACAGCAAUGUAUAUUUUGAAUGCAUUUAUUGUGGUAUGGGUUUUGGUGGUUGGGUUUGGGUUUGGAGGAUGGGCUAGUAUGACAAAUUUCAUUAGACAAAUUGACACAUUUGGGCUUUUUGCUAAGUGCUACCAAUGCAAGCCACCACCACCACUUAUGGUUGCAGCACCUCCUCCUCAUGCCCUUCAUCAUUGA
Messenger RNA from Lathyrus sativus (Indian pea), 1464 nucleotides. Lineage: Eukaryota; Viridiplantae; Streptophyta; Magnoliopsida; Fabales; Fabaceae. The record is from the annotation of a GenBank genome assembly.